AUGACAGCCCAAGCGGUACCAAAGGUUCAGACAGCCAUUAUUCAGUCCGGGGAUGGGGGCCAGGGGGGCCAGAACCUGACCAUCUCCAAUACGGUCCCGAUCCCUGCCUUUACUUCGCCUCACGACGUCCUUGUACGUGUCCUCGCCGUCGCACUCAACCCGACCGACCACAAGAUGCCCUCCCACUUCCCCUCGCCCGGAAACAGGGUUGGCUGCGAUUUCUGCGGCGUCAUUGUCCAGGCUGGAGAUGAAGUCCAGAAGGACAGCCUCAUGCAGGUCGGCGCUCGCGUGUGCGGGGGGCUUUUCCCCUACGGCCUUCCCCAAGGGGGUGCUGAGCCAGACUGCGGGGCGUUUGCCCAGUACAUUGUAGCCGACAGCCGGCUCCUCGUCCGUGUCCCGGACACGUGGAGCGAUCUCCAAGGGGCGGUUCUGGGCGGAAUUGGUUGGACGACGGCCGCUCUGGCAAUGUCAGACUCUGACGCCCUGGGGCUGCCCGGCUACCCGUCCACCCCCGCUGCCAAGUCUAAGAACGGCAAGCCAGUCCCGGUGAUCGUUUACGGCGCCGCCACGGCCACGGGCACCAUGGCAUGCCAAUUGCUGACUUUGUCGGGAUACGCCCCCAUCGCCAUCGCAUCGAAGCAGUCGGCUGAGCUCGCAACUACGUACGGGGCCCACGCAACCGCGGCUUACACAUCGCCCACGUGUGACCAAGACAUCAAAGAGGCUUUGGCCGAUAUUGGCAUCACGGAGCCGAUCCGCCACGCCAUUGAUUGUAUCACUACGCGAGAAUCGGCCAAACUGUGUUUCACCGCUCUACAUCGCAUGGGAGGCCGCUACGCCUGUCUCGAGGGCUUGCCUGCUGAGUGGCGCACUCGGCGCGCCGUACACGUCAAGGAGGUCAUGGCCUUUGAGGGCCACGGGCGUGACAUGAUUGUCAACGACCCCACGUAUUCGCGGACCGCCAGCCCGGUCCUGUUUGAGCUGUGCAAGCGCUGGACGGCCGAGGUUCAGGGCUUAGUGGAUACGGACCGUCUCAAGAGCCAUCCGGUCCGCGAGGUCAAGGGGGAAUGGGAGGGCAUCAUCAAUGGCCUGGCGACGCUGCAGAAGGGUGGUGUAAGGGGUGAGAAGCUGGCCAUUCAGGUAGCAGUUCUGUAG
Molecule: messenger RNA, 1155 nt
Organism: Trichoderma breve
Lineage: Eukaryota; Fungi; Ascomycota; Sordariomycetes; Hypocreales; Hypocreaceae
Product: zinc-binding dehydrogenase domain-containing protein
Exons: 1
Coding region: 1-1155 (384 amino acids)
Molecular function (GO): oxidoreductase activity, acting on NAD(P)H
Source: RefSeq, a predicted model, not a curated record